UAUUAAAACUGUUUGCAUAUAACUACUUCUCUUUUGUGGACAUUUAAAACACCCCUUCCUUGCAACUUUCCCGGUGUACCGGAAAACUGACAUGGGGUUAGUUAAGGCGGCGGUUGGCGAUGGUGUGUUGACUUUUUUGUGGGUUGUUUGUGCUUCAUGUCUUGGUGCUGCUACUUCUGCUAUUGCCAAAGCUAUUGGCAUACAAGGGAUGGCUUCACUUUUCAUCACAAUGUCGCUUGUGUUCAUCCUCUUGUUUAUAUUUGGUGUCAUUGCGACGGCGUUAGGUGGCGCUAGUUUUAAUCCUACUGGUACUGCCGCCUUUUACGCAGUUGGAGCUAGUGGUGAUUCUCUUAUCUCCGCUGCAGUUCGGUUUCCUGCUCAGGCGAUAGGCGCAGUUGGAGGUGCAUUGGCGGUUCUCGAAUUCAUGCCAUCGAAAUACAAACACAUGCUAGGAGGACCUUCUUUGAAAGUAGAUAUGAAUACAGGUGCAAUGGCUGAAACCAUUUUGAGUUUCACAAGCACCAUGUGUGUCCUCUACAUCAUCCUCAGAGGCCCGAAAAGCAUGAUUAUGAAAAACGGGUUGCUUUCAAUGUCGAUGAUGACACUUGUAUUCUUCGGUCGAGGUUAUACCGGUCCUUCAAUGAAUCCUGCUAAUGCAUUUGGAUGGGCAUAUGUAAACAACCGACACAAUACAUGGGAGCAAUUAUAUGUUUACUGGAUUUCACCAUUUGUAGGGGCAAUUUCGGCAUCAUGGAUUUUUCGUUUCCUUUUUCCUCCACCUCCAAAGGUGAAAUCUGCCUGAAAACAAGCCGGAUUCCGGCUUAACGGUCACCGGAAAAGUAUUUAUUCCCUUUGUACCCCUAGUAACAUAUAAAAUGACACUUAUUUGUUUUGUGUUCAGUUGCAUUAUACGGAAUAUAGUCUUUUUAACAUCUUACGAUUA
This is a messenger RNA of Helianthus annuus (common sunflower), 943 nucleotides long. Its product is annotated as aquaporin SIP1-2. Lineage: Eukaryota; Viridiplantae; Streptophyta; Magnoliopsida; Asterales; Asteraceae. The transcript has 3 exons. The record is from RefSeq and is a predicted model, not a curated record. Gene Ontology annotation, biological process: transmembrane transport. Gene Ontology annotation, cellular component: membrane. Gene Ontology annotation, molecular function: water channel activity. Bases 92 to 802 code for a protein of 236 amino acids.